Molecule: messenger RNA, 4335 nt
Organism: Condylostylus longicornis
Lineage: Eukaryota; Metazoa; Arthropoda; Insecta; Diptera; Dolichopodidae
Product: tetratricopeptide repeat protein 37
Exons: 14
Coding region: 114-3854 (1246 amino acids)
Cellular component (GO): Ski complex
Molecular function (GO): protein binding
Source: RefSeq, a predicted model, not a curated record
UAAUAUUCAUAUUGCAUUCAUUUUUUUUUCACAUACUCAUAUAAUAAUAUUAUAUGUUGGCGGACGGGUAAUAUUGUAACAUAUUAUAAUUUAGGAAUUUUUAAAUAAAAAAUAUGUCGAAAGAAGUUAAAGCGGCACUUAAAGAAAUAAGAGAAGCCAUUAAAAAUAAAGAUAAUACGGCUGCAAUAAAAAAAUGUGAGGAGCUCCUUAAAAAUGAUCCUAAAAACUACAUGGGCUUAGUUCUGAUGGGUGCGGCAUAUCAAGAAAGCGACAAAAAAACUGCUGCAAAAUACCUUAAACAAGCUGUUGAAUGUGUAAAAGAUACAGAUGCGUUACUUGCCCUGCAAGGGUUAGCUAAUUGUGCAGAUGCAGAAGAUUUACCAAAUAUAUAUCAAAAAUUAAUAAGAUUGGUCCCGACGAAGUACGAAGAUUAUCAUGAGAAAUUAGUAGCUCUUUCUAACCAAAACAAUUUUAACGAAUGUUGCAAUGUUUUUCAACAAGAGCUCCAAAAUGAUUCAGAAAUUUCUGUUAAACAAAAAGAUUCUGCUUUUAGGUCGUUAGGAAAAAUUAUUGCGAAAGUGGAAAAAAUUCCUGAGAAUUUUGAUCCAAACUUGAUAAUUUUAGCUUUAGAGAACGUAUUAAAUGCCGAAUGCGGAUCAAUUAUUGAAUUAAGUUGUUGUAAAGUAUAUUUUAAAAUGCUUUAUAAUAAAAGUAAUAAUUUUGACAAACUUCUUAAAAAAGCCGAGGAGAUAGUAAAGAAAUAUCCAAACGAAUUGUUUCCUUUAGAAUGGAUUUGUUUAAUAUAUAAAACACAACAUCAAAAAAAUAAUAUAGAUGAACUACUAGAGCAACCUAUUGAUCACUACAUAAAUAAACUCUUGACAAUCAAUCAGAAUUCAAUCUUAGCUAUUACUGUAAAGGCACAACUAUAUUAUAAAAAUCAUCAAUAUGUUGAAGCUAAAAAUCUUUUGGUUCAAAUUGUCGAUCAUGAUCCACGUUUAAUUAAAGAACUUUUAGCCGAUAUAUAUAUGAAAAUUGGUGUUUAUUGUUUAGCGGAAAAUAUAUUAAGCCAAUUAAAUCUCAAAAAUUUAAAAUAUGGAAUCUGUCUGUGUAAUUCCGAUGAUUUAGAUUCAGUUAAUGAAGGAAUUUUGCUUUUGGAAGAUAAAACUCAAUUCAAUAGAAACGAUGAGCUUUUAUACGCAUUAGGAAAAGCAUAUUUCAAAACAAAAAACGAAAUAAAACUUCAAAAUAUUUUCGAAGAGAUAAAGCAACUAGAAAAUGAAGAGUUAUUAAAAAUCUUUGAAUUUGAUUUUUGCACAACAACUGAAAAGAAACUUGAUAUUUUGAAUAUGAAAACAGAUUCUUCAUUUGAAAUAGAUUUGAGAAAAGGAAAAUUAUAUAUUGAACUAAAACAAUAUAAAGAUGCGUUACCGUUUCUUUUAAAAGCCACAAAAAUGAAACCGUAUUUUGCAGAUUGCUACCUCUACUUGGGAAUAUUAUAUAAUAGUAUUAAAGACGUUAUGCAUGCCAAAAAAUGUUUCAGAAAAUGUAGUGAUUUAAAUCCCUGCUGCGAAUUGGCUAUUAGUAAUUUGAGCGCUAUUUAUAGAAGUGAGGGAGAAUGGGAACUUAAUGCAAAUUUCUUAGAUAGUGUCGUAAAACAAUUGGACGGUACCAAAUUAAAGUGGGUUCUUUUUCAACAAAGUCUUAACUAUUUAGAUAUGGAACAGUAUGAAAAAGCAAUACAGUCUUUAAGAGUAGCUAUGAAAUAUGAUCAAACAAAUAUAUUAUAUUGGGAAAUUUUGGCGGAAGUCUAUCACGAGAGGGGUUCAUACAACUCCGCUAUGAAAGUUUUUCAGAAAAUAUUAGAACAAAACCCCGAUCAUAAAUAUGCAAAACUUCAAGUGGCAACUAUAAAAUGUACAAUGGGUCUGUACAAUGAGUCAAUUGAAGAUUUCAGCGAGCUGUUAUUAGUGGAUGAUCAAUACCUACCUGCAAUCAAGGGGAUUGCCGAAGCACAUUAUCAAUUAGCAAACCAUUUAUUACACGAAAAUUUGUUUGGCAGAUGUAAAAGUAAUUUACAAAUAGCAAUAGAUCACUUACAAAAAAUAUUUUUAAAUCACAAAAAUAAAAACUUUUUGUGGUUGUGGCGCCUUACUGCCAAUAUUUUUACCGCAGUAGCAUGUUUGCCAUCAAAAUUAUCAUUUUUAAAAAUUUAUGGAAUUCUUGCAAGACGCGAAGAAGAAGACGUUUGUGAACUUAACCGGAAAGAUUUAUUUGAACUAGCUUUAAAAUUUUAUAGCGGAGCGCUAAAACUCACUCAGGAUGAUACUUUUUUGUGGCAAGACUUAUCCCUUUGUGCGUAUUUUUACAUUUUGUUUGAAGAAAAUUCAGAUAAACCAAAAUUAAUGCAACUAGCGCAAAAUGCUUGUAAAUCGUCUAUUAAAUGUUCCCCGAAAAGGUGGCAAACAUGGAAUUUACUUGGUGUGCUCUGUGCAACAAAGUUAGAUGAUUUAGAACCAAAUUAUUCUUUAGCACAGCAUUAUUUUAUUAAAGGACUUCAAUUGGAUGAAAAUUGUGCUAUAAUAUGGGCAAAUUUAGGAGUAUUAUUAUUAAACGUAAAUGAUAUUUCUUUAUCCAAUAAAUAUUUCAAACGAUCGCAAGAAUCCAAUCCAAUAUAUAUUAAUGGUUGGCUAGGACAAGCAAUAAUUGCCGAACUCAUUGGUGAGGAGGAAGAAGCAAUAGAUUUAUUUAGACAUUGCACUGAGUUAGAUUUUCAUAUUGAAUCAGCGUUGGGUUACUCUCAUUGGAUCUGUAAAAUUUUGUCUAAACAAAAAUGUCUUUCGAAAUCGUUAUAUGAUUUAUUUAUAAAUAAAUUGCAUGCUAUUUCGCAUGCAAUGGAUUGCAUUAGCUGGUAUACAAGACUUCUAGAUGACAAAUCAUCAAUUGAAUCUUUGUCUUACUAUGGUUAUCUUUUCUCUAAUCAAAAGUUAUGGUCCUCUGCUAUCAAGGCAUACGAAUUGGCUGUUGAAAAAGCUGAGGGCGAACAAAAAGAUAUCAUACUUUUUAAUUUAGGUUACUGUUAUUUAAACUCUGGUAAAACAAAACUUGCUGCUAGCUGUUUUAGUAGUUUGUCAGAAGCGUCCGUAAAAUCAACAAUUGGUUAUGCGCUAUCACUCUUUCAGAGUGAAGAUGCUCUUAAAAGUUAUGAAGUAUAUCAAUGUGCCCUAGAAUGGUUGGCUUCGAAAGAUGAAGAGAAGGCACAAAUUUUGAUUUCAAUGUCAGCAAUAGUUUAUUCACUUCAAGGUGAAAAAGACGCUAAAUCUAUUCUUUAUCAAUGUCUUGAUCUGGAGCCACGACCCAUAAAAGCUAUGUUUUCUGCUUGUGCACUUGGUAUAAUACACGGAGAUUUACAGUUUGCUGAAUCUAUUAUAAAUGAACUCAAAAAAUUUGAAAAUGAUAUGGAAUAUUGCCAUCAUAUCGCUUUUCUGACAUCACAAUAUUAUUAUGCUAAGAGACAAUCCAAACAAGCUUACUACUAUUUAAUAUCAAAAGUACAUACUUAUCCCGAUCGACCUUUAUUAAGAAAAGUUUUGGCUGAUUUUGCGAUAAACUAUUUAUCAAAAACAAAAAAGUAUUCCAAAGGAACUUGUCAAAUUGCCCAGAGUGUGGUUAUUUUGGGACAUAAAGCUUCAGAAAGAAAUGAUUCACUGGAAACUGCGAAGGCGUUGCUAACCGCAAGUGAAGCUAUGAAAAAUGUUGAUAAGAUAAGGCAGAAAAAACUUAUUCAACAAUCAAUUCAUAUGCACCCAAGCUUCAAAUUAGCAUGGAAUGCCCUAGUAUCUGUGAAAGCGUAAUAUAACGCAGCGUCUUCAGAUUCGAUUUUGUUUUUCUACAACAAGAUUAUUGAUAUAAAAUUUAUAGUUUUUAACAAGAAUUCAUUGCAAAAAAUUUCCAAAUAUAAUCAUAAAUUUUGUAGCAAAAAUGUUUAUUUUUUUUCUUUACCCGAUAUUUUGUUCGUGUGAGAUUAAUAAAAUUAAUCUUAAAUAAGAUGUAAAAAAAUUGAUCGCAAUAUUAAUUUGUAAUAAAUUAUUAACAUUUUAAAAAAAAAAAAAAAAAAUCCUUCGAGCCGGAUUUGAACCAGCGACCUAUGGAUAUCUGCGUAAUUGAGUUCGUUCUACAGUCCACCGCUCUACCAACUGAGCUAUCGAAGGCCAUACAAAGUCUUUGACAAAUUACUAUUAUCUAAGCAAAUAAGAGAAUUAAUUUUUUUCAAUUUUUAAUAAGUAAAUAAAUACUUUGAAACUAAUUGACAAUUAUAAAUUGUGUAUAGUAUUG